Molecule: messenger RNA, 3723 nt
Organism: Planococcus citri (citrus mealybug)
Lineage: Eukaryota; Metazoa; Arthropoda; Insecta; Hemiptera; Pseudococcidae
Gene: Oseg4
Product: intraflagellar transport protein Oseg4
Exons: 23
Coding region: 123-3632 (1169 amino acids)
Biological process (GO): intraciliary retrograde transport; non-motile cilium assembly; protein localization to cilium
Cellular component (GO): non-motile cilium; intraciliary transport particle A
Molecular function (GO): protein binding
Source: RefSeq, a predicted model, not a curated record
GGUAUUUGUUUGUUUUGAACCGGGGUUUGCCAUGGCAACAGGUGUUAGUGAUUAAUUUCGUAAACUUUUGAAAGGAUAUCUCGUAAUUUGACACUUUACAUCGCGAUGUCGCAAUAAUCGAAAUGUUCAUCUACUUAAGCAAGAAAAUCGCUAUACCCAACAAUUUAAAAGUAAAUUGCGUUCAAUGGAGCUCAGAAAACGGCUGUAUAGCUGCCGGAGGAGAAGAUGGGCUGCUGAAGAUAAUGAAGCUGGAUUCAGAAAAAACCAAAAACGCCGGUGGAACCUCGAUGAACCAAAACCUAGAAGGACAUUCCGGUAAUGUACAGAUUGUAGCUUGGAACGAACAGUAUCAGAAGUUGACUUCCAGUGAUGAUAAUGGGUUGAUAAUUGUAUGGGUAUUACAUAAGGGCACAUGGUACGAAGAAAUGAUUAACAAUCGAAAUAAAUCUGUAGUUAAAGGUGUGGCUUGGAAUUACGAUGGACAAAAAGUAUGCAUCGCUUAUGAAGAUGGAGCUGUAAUUGUGGGAUCAGUCGAUGGAAGUCGUAUUUGGGGCAAAGAGUUGAAAAAGCUCGGAUUAACAGCUGUUCAAUGGUCUCCAAACUCUAAAUAUAUUUUAUUCGGUACUCGAAAUGGUGAAUUGCAUCUGUACGACGAUGAAGGAGUAUUUACGACGAAAAUCAAAGUAUGCUGUUUGCCUGCUGUUCACGUGAUCAUUCAUAUUGCAGCUAUUCAUUGGUAUAAUGGUCGUAAUGGUUAUGUCGAAGAGAAUUGCCCUGUUCUAGCCAUAGUUUAUCAAUCAGGACACAUGCAGUUGAUGAAAAAUCAGCACGAUGAAAAACCUAUCAUAUUAGAUAUCGGUAUGUACGUUAGCAGCUGUCGAUGGAAUCACGAUGGUAGUAUUUUGGCUGUAACCGGUUCUACGAUUUUAGUAGGAGAGGCCAAAGAGACGAACAUAGUUCAGUUUUUUUCACCUUAUGGCGAGCACAUUCGUACGUUGAAAUUACCCGGUAGCCAGGUCUCUGAUUGCAGCUGGGAAGGUAGUUCGUUGAAGAUCGCUUUAGCUGUGGAUACGUUUGUAUUUUUCGCCAACAUUAGACCGAAUUAUUCGUGGUGUUAUUUCUCCAAUACAGUUGUGUUUCCGGUGAAAAAUCAUUUAAAAAAUGAAACCGUCGUUACGUUCUGGGAUACGAAAAAUAACGAAUGUAAUCAGAAAAUUGUCAAAUCGUUACUUUCACUGGAUGCUCAUAAAGAUCAUUGUGUGAUGGCCAUUGAAACUGAAACGUCCAGUGCUCAGUAUAUGUUGAUGGUGUGCAAUGUUUUGACUACAGUGAUCGAUUGUAAAUUUAUGGAUCUGAAACCGAUCUGGGUUUGUAUCAAUAGUACCCAUAUUUUUGCUGCUUCUCAAGAAAAUUUCAUCGUGUGGCAUUACAUAACUCCAAAAUCACGAUCUUCGAUGUUCAAAUUGGGAAACGCCAGUCACAAAAAAGAAAGACUUUAUCACAUCGACGACACACCUUCCGGAGUAGCUGAAGUUAUUCAAGAUCUGGAUAAAAAUUUCGAGUUUUCAUCGAGGUCGCAGCCUACCAAAGAUCCAAUUUGCUGCAUGACGUGUUCCAAUAAAACGCUUUUGAUCGGAAGACGUAGCGGAACAAUUCAGAGAUACACUCUACCUCAAGUUGCUCUUAUUCAGAGAUUCGCUCUGUCCACCAGACCUCAAUCUAUAGCUAUAAAUUGCAAUAGCACAAAAUUCUCCGUUAUCGAUUGCACCGGAGCUCUCUCAUUGAUCAAUUUGCAUAAAGAUAUCCCUGACAAGUACGGUGUGAGUAAAGAAGACGGUGGAGUGCAAAUCGACAGAAGAGAUGUUUGGGAUAUGAAAUGGGCCUCUGAUAAUCCGCAAUAUUUAGCGAUUAUGGAACGAAAUCGAAUGUACGUGUUGAAAGACGGGCUUCCAGAAGAACCUAUCAAUAGUUCAGCGUAUAUAGCUGAUUUUGAGAAUUUAGAAAUCAAAGGGGUGCUAUUGGAUGAAGUUAUUACAUCUGCGGAUAAACUGAGUCCAGAAAGUGUAAUUAAUUUUGAAACGAAAUCUCUACGUGAUACAAGAGAACUGCUACAAAAAAUUGGUAUUCAAGAAGCGACCGCUUUUAUCGAGAAAAACCCUCAUCCGAGAUUAUGGAGAUUACUGGCUGAAGCAGCUCUCCAAAACUUGGACUUGACCACAGCUGAGAUGGCCUACGUUCGAUGCAACGAUUACGGAGGUAUUCAGCUCAUCAAGAAAUUAUCAAACAUACAAAACGUUCAACUCAAAAAAGCCACCAUCGCCGCAUAUUUUGGCAAAUUCGACGAAGCUGAAGAACUCUACUUGAUGGCUGAUCGUCGAGACUUGGCAAUCGAGCAACGUGAAAAACUAGGAGACUGGUUCAAGGUGAUCGAAUUAAUGAGAACAGCCUCGGUGAGCUCGGAUAGCCAGAUGACCAAAGCGUGGAAUAAUAUAGGAGAUUAUUUCCUGGAAAGGAAUAAAUUAGAAGCUGCCAAAGAGUAUUAUUUAAAAGCGAGCAAUUACGAAAAACUAAUCGUCUGUUAUCAGUAUUUAGAAGAUUACGACUCCCUAGAAUCGUGUGUAUCCAUGUUACCUGAACAGAGUCCCUUAUUGAAAAAAAUUGGCGAGAUAUUUAUGAACGUAGGAAUGUGCUCGCAAUCUGUCAACGCGUAUUUGAAGUGUGAUGCUGUCCAAACGGCCGCAGAAGUAUGUGUCAAGCUCAACGAAUGGGAUCGAGCUCUUCAAUUAGCCAAUCAGUACAAAACAAACGUACAAAUUUUGCAAAUGUUCGAAAAACACGUCCAUCAAUUGCUUCAAAAAGGCAAAACACUAGAUACUAUUCAACUUUAUCGUAAAGCAGAACGAUAUUUGGAAGCUGCCGAGUUGCUUUUUGAUUUGGCCAAUGAUCAAAGUAAAAAAUAUCCUCCUGCUUUGAUGAAGAAAAUGUAUGUUUUGGUAGGCUUACUGGUAGAGGAUUACCUCAAGCAUGCUAAAGUGAAAUCGAAAUCUGAAGGUAGUCGAGCUAAAACAAUCGGAGGUAUCGAUGUAGACUCAAUCAGAAGUAUUAAAUUACUGGACAAUCCUUGGUAUUAUGCUGAAGCUUACCAUCUACUCAUGUUAUCACAAUUGCAAAUGAUGAAUGGUAAUCUCGAUUCUGCUUUAAAAAUAGCUGUCAGGUUACGCAACUACGACGAUAUACUCGAUCCAAUACAAAUAUACAGCAUCAUCACAACUUCUGCCAUUUGCUGUAAAGCUUUUGAUACAGCUUCGAAAGCAUUCAUAGAAUUAGAAGCAAUUCCAUCAGAACGUCAGAAGGAGUACGAAUUGAUGGCUUUAAAUCUGUUCAGUAAAAAUGAACCCAAAGAUCCCACCGAUAAAUUUUCCAGAUGCUCAAAUUGCUCACGUGUCAAUUCGUUAUGGGAUUCCAAAUGUGAGGGGUGUAACGUUCAAGGAAUGGUGUGCAUGGCUACUGGACAAAUCAUUGAGAACAUAUCCGAUGGAUGGCAAUGUACUGUAUGCAAACAUUUCACCCUUUUUGCCCAAAUGGUGUCGAUGAAAACAUGCCCGUUGUGUCAUUCACCUUCAAAACUGUGAUAUUUUUUUUUUCAAAAUAGCUGGAUUUACUUUGAUUAUUUGUUUAUUUUCAAUCCUUGGAUCAAUUAUACGUUGCCUCGAGUGUUUUUUA